CGGUCUCUGUGAGCAUGAUGUUUCCUGUUAGCGCCACUCCCUUUGGCACGCUGCUGUUCACAGCCACAUUUAUAGCCGUCGUUGGGAUUGUGUUUGUGUUCUGAGCCGCCCUGUUCCUUCACCGCAGAGACAGGCAGCUGAUGAUGAUGUUGAGCCUCUGGGGGGUAUUUAAAGCCCAGGGAAAGCGGAAGCCUGGCCUGACUGUUAUCAGCUGAGAAGCUGCUAGCUGGUUCAGCCCUGGACUGAGCAGCCUUCAGCAUUAGCCGCCUGUGCUGUUCACUCAUGCAUAGUUAUUAAACAUGAAUAGAGAAGGAAAUGCGAGCUUUUGCGGGCAGCAGAAGUAAAACAUCGCUAAGAAGAAGAAAACGACACGGGAAACACAAGUGAAAAGCAGGAACAGUUUGUGCCUGGCACUCCCCCAGACCUCCCUCACCUCCAACCCUUCACACCCUCCGGUCCAGCCGUGCAGCCGUUGAAUGGACCCGGUAACAAUGACGACCGGCGGGUGCUGCCACCUCCCUGGCUCUCUGUGUGACUGUGCCAGCAGCACAGGCCUGUGGAAGAGCGUGGAGGAAGCGGGUGGCGACGGGUGCCAGGCGCUCUACGUCACCCAGGUCACAGCCAUAGAUGGACGGCUGUUGUCCUCUGUGCUCAAACCCAUGAGUGCACAAAGUGAUGGUCCCAUUUGCCGUAUUUGCCACGAGGGAGGCAGCAGCGAGGGUCUCCUGUCCCCGUGUGACUGCACAGGUACUUUGGGUACAGUGCACAAGAGUUGCUUAGAGAAGUGGCUGUCGUCUUCCAACACCAGCUAUUGUGAGCUUUGCCACACAGAGUUCAGCAUCGAGCGCCGACCGAGGCCUCUCACAGAGUGGCUGCGGGAUCCUGGCCCCCGAAAUGAGAAGCGAACGCUGUUCUGUGACAUGGUGUGCUUCCUGUUUAUCACUCCUCUAGCAGCCAUUUCUGGCUGGCUUUGCCUGAGGGGCGCUCAGGACCAUCUUCAGCUGAGGAGCUGGCUGCAGGCUGUGGGCCUCAUUGCUCUCACCAUUGCCCUUUUCACCAUCUACGUCCUUUGGACUUUGGUAUCAUUCCGCUACCACUGUCAGCUCUACUCUGAGUGGAGGAGAACAAACCAGAAAGUUCGUCUGCUCAUUCCUGAAGCCAAGGAGUCUAACUCUUCCCAGCAUUCCUUACUCUCUACUAAACUGAUGAAAAAGUCAGCCAGUGAGAGCAUCGUAUGAAAGGAAAUGGAGAUCGUAGAUGAUAAUGGUAUCUUUGGUGUACGAGGGCUGAUUCCUAAUGCAUCCUGCCCACAGUUUUGACUUUAAAGAAGCACCUGUGGGGGUUUUUUUUUUUUCUUCUGUUGCUUUCAUCCUUUGUUUCUCCUUUGCACCAUCAGUUCAUAUUUUUUUCACGUAGCGUUUUAUAAUCCUCACAUGGAUGCAGGAAUUAGCACACUUCAAAUGGAGUCUGCCUGUCCUCGUGUCUCGUGUUGACGAAGUUUAUGCAAAGCCACUGAAGAACGGCGGAGGCGUGUGGAAACCGAUCCAAGCUGCGUCUUGUCAUCAGAGAUGUGAUGAUGUAACUGGCUAACACGUGACAGUGGAAAAAUAAAAGAUGGACUGGGUAAACUUGUUAAAGAGGACUGAAAUUUAAUGAUUGUCCUACUUAGUUUAAAAACGCAUCGAUUGUCAGGCGUAGCAGGACUUUUCAUUGUGUGUUGCAAUGAUAGCAGUAACUGCUACAUACAUGUGUAAUCGUGUAUUGUGUGGGCAUGCACUUACUUACUUGGGCCUUCUGUUCUCUACCCACUGAGGAUCUAAUUGUAUAAUCACAAAUUAGUCUAUAAUGUAAAAAUGAAAAGCUUUGAUCUUUGAUUUACAUUUCAGUCACAUCUGGAUAUGCCAGCUGAGAGGAAACUCAGUUCGGAACUCUUCAUUUAUUCAUCAGCUUUUACAUCUCAUCCGAGUCCAGACAGCAGCAUAACAUUCGUAAAGCAGAGAUUUGUGCAAUAAAACACUGUGGACAUCGGGGUCUUCACAGUACACAAAGACACCUCUACCAACGUGCACAGUUAUGCAUGCAAGCAGCACUGUUAAUAUUUUGGGGGGAUUUUUCUUUCUUUUUUUUUUUAACUCUUAUUGUAUUCUAAAAUAAUUUUUUUAAACCACUUAAGAAUGAAUUUCCUAUUCCUACUGAAGUAGGGUUUAACGGCGUCCUCAUAGAGGUUCUUGUAUUAUCAACACUUAACAAGUAGGUAUUUAUAUUUAUAUAGAUGGAUUAAAAACUCCAUCACAAGUGUUGUUUGGUGGCUGGGGCAGUGAACUAAAGUGUUAUUUGUAUUGCUUGUUAUUAAUGAUUGGCAUUUUAUAUUCACACUGUUGUCUGUUUUUUCCAUGAUCACAACAGUCAGAAAAUUCCUGCUGUCCUUUAAGUCCCGUUUAAACAGUUGGUCUUAAUCUGGGAUUUUUACCACUGGUAUUCUGUAAAGGUAACCGGCAAUAUUUUGAUGUUGCUGACCAGACGCGUCUGGGACUGGCUGCGUUGGUGCAGUGGAGAGAUAGCCAAAGUUGAUCACAAACUACAGUGUGUGCCUGGUGUUCAGAUUUCCAGGUCAUAUCAUGGUCCAGUUUUGGGACAUAGUUUAUUUCUUCAUUCUACUUAAUUUAGGUUACAGGGAGAUUGCUAAUUGCUUUUUACGCAUGCUGUCCACAGGGAGGACAGGCUUGAAGAUUAAAAAAAAAAAAAAAACUCCCCAAAAUACAUCUAAUACUAAAAAAAUAACUUAAUUCAGUGGACCUAAUGAAGCCUGUAAAGCUCAGUAUUGGUGUGAAAUUUUUAAUCGAUU
This is a messenger RNA of Archocentrus centrarchus (flier cichlid), 2845 nucleotides long. RefSeq names its product membrane-associated ring finger (C3HC4) 2 (gene marchf2). The record is from RefSeq and is a predicted model, not a curated record. Gene Ontology annotation, molecular function: ubiquitin-protein transferase activity; zinc ion binding. Gene Ontology annotation, biological process: protein ubiquitination. The coding region runs from base 477 to 1238 and encodes 253 amino acids. NCBI's taxonomy places the organism in Eukaryota, Metazoa, Chordata, Actinopteri, Cichliformes, Cichlidae. The transcript is spliced from 5 exons.